AUGAAGGACGUGAGAGCACGUGGUUACAUUCUAUCUACAACCGAACUGUACCAACAACGACUUCUGAUUUCAUGCACGACCGCCCACCAGAUGUGGAGGACCCUCUCUGCCCAACAUCUAGAGCAUGCAGCAGAUAACCGGCUCGAUGUCCAGGCAAGAUUCUACAGUUAUCAGUACCAACCGGGCACUGACAUGAAGAACCACAUAGCUGAGAUUACAUCUGCCCAACAUCUAGAGCAUGCAGCAGAUAACCGGCUCGAUGUCCAGGCAAGAUUCUACAGUUAUCAGUACCAACCGGGCACUGACAUGAAGAACCACAUAGCUGAGAUUACAUCCAUCGCACAUCACCUGGGGGAGAUUUGCCUCCCAGUCAACGAAGAGCAACUGUGCACCAAAAUCAUCAGCAUUCUUCCAGCCGAGUACCACGGAUUCAAAACCGCUUGGCACAACUCCAACCAAGAGAGACAGACCAUCCUCAGCCUAACAGCCAAACUGCUCCAAGAAGAGAGGGAGCAGGCAAGAUGGAAAACCAAAACAACCGACAAUGAAGUGGCGCUCCAAGCCCAGUCAUCAACCUCAUUCACCAGGAACGGUAGACGACAAGAAGAACCUCACACCCAUCCAUCAGCAGGUUCAUCGGCCAAAGGAAGCUACCGAGAGGGACGGAACAAACAUUGCAACCCGAGUCGCCCCAGAAACCACCAUGGCAGCCAGCGUAAAGAUCUUCAAGAAUGCACCUACUGUGUCCUCGACAACCACCUCGUCGACCGCUGCAACACCAAAAGGCGCCACGAACGAACGGACAAGGAAAGAGCAGACCUGGCGAAGAGAAUGAAGAAAGAUCACGACAAGAUGGCAACCGACCUCAUGAGGGACGUCACACCUAAUCAGGAUUUCAGCCUCGUCUCCACGUCCCCACGAUACCAUACCAGAAGCAAUGGAGAUUGGUUUGCGGACAGUGGGGCGACGCAGCACAUGUCGGACCAGAAGGACUGGCUGCAUGAUUUUGGGCCUUACCCGACGGCUCCUGGUCCAUCAAAGGAAUCGGAUCAGCCAGCUAUCCUGUAA
Molecule: messenger RNA, 1068 nt
Organism: Daphnia magna
Lineage: Eukaryota; Metazoa; Arthropoda; Branchiopoda; Diplostraca; Daphniidae
Exons: 1
Coding region: 1-1068 (355 amino acids)
Source: RefSeq, a predicted model, not a curated record